GAGCGCGGGCCCCGACGCGCCACGAGCCAGCGCCAGCGCCGCGGCCGCGACCAGCCAGUGGCCCGGCCCAGCCCCAGCCGCAGUGGCCAGCCAGUGGCCUGCCCGUUGGCCUGCCAGUGAGACUGCAGCGAGAGGAGCGCGGCCCCGGACCGCCCCGCCCGCGCCUGCCCGCUGCGCGCGGUCAGCCUGGCAGUCGGCCCAACAAACAACACUCCCGAGGGAGGACGGCGAUGUAGAGCAGGCGGGUCCUGCCGGGGAGCGGCCGCCACCUCGUCGUGUCCAGCCCGCGCGCGCCGCCGCGGCCCCGCCGGCCCCGCCGCACCGAGUUGUGCCGAGUUGUCGCCAAUUAACAGCGUCUGACUGACCGCGAGGCCCCCGGCCGGGGCCCGGGCCGAGACCCACCCACAGGACAGUCGCGCAGGAGCGCCACCGCCUUGCGCCAGGAGCCCAGGAGCCCAGCCGCCCUGCCCUGCAAGGAAUGCGAAGGCCCAACAGACGCGGCGCGCGGCGAAGAAGUGCGGCUCGCAGCUGGACGUAGCUGGGCCCCGGGGCCCCGGCGCAGCGGGCAGCAUGUGCACCACGUACACCUGGCUGGCGUACCAGUGGCCGGACCGGGCGCAGCGCGCGCGACCGCAGCCCCCGCGGCUGCCCGCGGCCAUGCCCAUGCCGUGCAUCCGCGAGGAGGACGAGGUGGCCGACGACGAGGCGGCGCGGCGCCUGCCCCGGCGGCGACGCGCGCGCCACUGGGUGGGGCUGGCCAUCGUGGGCGUGCAGAUGGCGGCGUGGUGUCUGGUGGGCGCGCUGCUCAUGCACCGCGGCGUCACCAACCUCAAGCGCCGCGACGCCGCGCUGCUGCGGGCCUCCGUGGCCGCGCCCGUCACGCCCGUCAGCACCCCCUCGACGAGCCCGCCGUCGUGGACGCUGUUGGGGUCGGCGCCGGAUGACGUGGUCCUGGAGGAGGAGGCGGAGGUAACGACGGCCGAGUCGGCGGACGACGACUUUGAAGAAGACGAUGUCCUCGAGGACAGCUACCAUGACGUGUCGAGGAAGUCGUGGUCCUCGUACGUUCCCAUGCGGCCGGCCCCCGGCCUUGUCGCCCCCAGGGAGGACUUCCCCUCGCCAGCCGCCCCUGGCUCUGCCCCCGGCGCAGCGGGCGCCAUCCCCAGGGUGGCAGGCACGGGCGCCGCCACCGCUGUCGUCAUGGUGACCGUGGGCGGGGUUAUGCUCGUGGUGGGCCCCGCCUUCAUGGCGAUCAAGAUCAUGGACGUGUACCAGCGGCAGAAGCGUCUCAGCAAGCUGUCGCAGCAGGACGACCCCCCGCCCAGCUACGACGAGGUGGCCGAGAAAGCCCCGCGCUACUCCGCGCUGUUCCAAGUCAUGGAGAACGGCGAGCUCAACCCGCUGCCCCUGGCGUGGGUCGACCCCGAGGUGGCACCCGCUGCCGACCCCACCCCGGCGGCCGCUGCGGAGAGCGCCGCCCAGGACGCCGACGAGGAGGACCAGGAUCCGGAACCGGACGCGUCGACGCCCCUGCGACAUGAGGAGGGGACGGUGACGAGCGGCAGCGACGACAAGUCUCGCCGAAAGUCGGUGUGACGGUGGCGCCCGUAUUCGUGAUAGCAGAGCUCUCUUCUCGUGGCCCGAGCGCUUCGCCGUACAGUGCGAAGGCGUCGGGCGAGGUUGUGUUUAUUUAUUUUGUAACAUAAUUCCAAAUAAAAACUGCCGUGUAUUUGUGUAGCGCGGGGACGAUUCUUUGCUUCACUCUACACUCGUGUGUGUGUGUGCGCGCGCGCUUGUGUGCGUGUACGUGUGCGUGUGUGUUUGUGUGCUGAUACUGCGGGGGGUAUCCGACGUCGCAUGACAUUGAAAUUGAGGCAGAUCCUCAAAGAUAACCCGCGGGACCAUGGAGCGCCGGAGGCCGGAGCCGGACAUAGCGCCUGGGUGGUAGGCAAUCCGCCUGCAGUGAUGCACGCUGGGCGGGGAUGUUGCCUACCUCCGCGGCGCUCCCCCUGGGACGCAGCUUUUAGACGUAGCCCCCCUCUACUUGCGCUCGUCCUUGCCGGCGGCGCCCAGGCUGACCCUGGCGGCGUCCUGCACGCGGCGCACGCCUGCUACCGCCGCACGUCCGUGUAUUGUGUCGGGUGAUUAGAGGAGCGCGGGGCCCUACAGCGUUUCACAACCGCACGCCUAAUCUGUACAUGAGUCACGUCGAGCAGGCCCUUACCUGCGACGUCAUCGUUCACGGCGCGUCGAGCGAUUACGAUGUGGGUUCAAUUAUCAGGGUUUGGUAGAGACUGAUGCCGACAGACGCAACCCCGAGACUUAGGUCCAUUAGGUAUCAAGUAUUCUACUUUGACACAUCGGUUGCGGCAUAAGACUUGGACCACUAUCAAUUUCCUAUUCAAAUUUCCAUUGGCGCGAAAAAACACGUCUUACAGAAAACCACAUAAAAACAUGAAAAUUAGAGCUUCCAUUGCUUCUUGCUUGUUACAUUUGGAAAGAUGACACUCAAAAUAAACCAAAGGUGAGGUGGACUGACCCGGCUGGCCGGGACUCCUCCACGCUCAGGCUGUAGUCGGACCCAGCCCGGCCUUAGCCCGACCCGGCGGCUGGCUGUCGAGCCGACAACAGGACGCGACGCGGACUGGAAGCCUUCCGUUUGCUUGUUGCCCCGGGCCGGGUUGCCGGGCGCCUGCUUCGCCUGCUCAGCGUGCUCGGCGUGCCUCACCUCACCUCACGGUGAGCCCCACCGUAUCACGCUGUGCAAACAAACUGGCCGGGGUCGACACGUAAAAGCGGCGCCUCCACGGCUCGGGGGAGUCUUAAUUAGGCAGCACUAGGACAGCCCGCACCGGGCCCUCCCCGCAGCGCCACCGGGGCACCCUCAGGCCACCACCGGGCCACCACUGGGCCACCACCGGGCCACCACCGGGUCACCACCCUACCUCCACUGGGCCUCCACCGGGCCUCCACCAGGCCUCCACCGGGCCACCACCGGGCCGCCACCAGGCGACCACCGGGCCACCGUCAGGCCACCGUCAGGCCACCGUCACCGUCAGGCCCCACCGGACCAACACCCCUCCCCUUACCAGGCCGGCGCCUGGUCAGCACUACCAACCACAAUGGGCAAGGGCGGCAACGGCGUCGUAUUGGACGUGGACUUCAGGAACGGGAAAGGAACAGAAG
This is a messenger RNA of Frankliniella occidentalis (western flower thrips), 3186 nucleotides long. RefSeq lists its product as uncharacterized. Lineage: Eukaryota; Metazoa; Arthropoda; Insecta; Thysanoptera; Thripidae. The transcript is spliced from 3 exons. The coding region runs from base 571 to 1596 and encodes 341 amino acids. The record is from RefSeq and is a predicted model, not a curated record.